UGUGUAAAUGCCCCAAUAUCACCAUCUCACUCCAAAUCCCGACUUGCACCAGGAAAUUUAUUAUAGCAGACAUCGAGGGAGGCCACUGCACGCUACUCCGUGCCCGCAAUUGGGUCCCUAAUAAGCGACUUCGUCCUUGAGGAACAAGCGGAAGAACGGGAGACAGGGCGGGGGUUUCGGUCUAGGACCCCUGCCGAAAGAGAACAGAUUUGUCAAUAUCCGGUGUCGGCGAUACGUUUUAUCCACUGCAAUCCUUUGUGCGGUUCCCAACGUCAAGAACCAAGCAUGAAGCCGCCUAGGAACGGCGAACAUGGGCUGUAGCCCUAACCCUAGCUCCGUGCAGCGGGGCAGCUCUCCGCUCCUUUUCUAUCAGCGUCCGCCGCCGUCACUGAUCUUCAGCGGGAGUGUGCGCAGUGCGCUGCUCGCCCGAUUGCCUGCCACCUCGCCCUAGUUUGUUGGGAAGCUGUCGUCCAGAGCGGUCCCAGCAGGCAACCGCAAUGUUGAUUCCUAAGAAGAACCGGGUGGAGGUCUACAAGUAUCUCUUCAAGGAAGGUGUCUUGUACGCCAAGAAGGAUUACAAUGCCCCAAAGCACCCCGAGAUCGAUGUGCCCAAUCUGCAGGUCAUCAAGCUCAUGCAGAGCUUUAAGUCGAAGGAAUACGUGAAGGAGAACUUCGCGUGGAGGCACUACUAUUGGUAUUUGACCAAUGACGGUAUCGAGCACUUGAGGGCCUACCUCAACCUCCCAUCCGAAAUUGUCCCUGCUACUUUGAAGAAGUCUGCACGCCCCCCCAGCAGGCCCAUGGGAGGUGCUGGAGGGGACAGACCCCCCGGCUGCCCUCCUAGGGAAGGCGAGAGGCCUCGAUUUGGUGGCGACAGGGAAGGCUACCAAAGAAGUGGCGGCCGUGGAGGCGGCUUUGGUGGAGAGAAGGGUGGUGCCCCCGGAGAGUACCGUCCUGAAUUCCGUGGUGGACGAGGUGGCGGUUUCGGUCGUGGGGGCGGUAGCUUCGGGGGCGAUGCUCCUGAUUCCACCACACAGUAGGUCCCUCCUUUUACUUUGUUCUUAAGGCUAUUCCAUCUUUGUCUAUGAGGGGCUGGGAACCAGCGUCGGUUCUGGAACAUGUCUCAGGUGUGAGUUUGUGGACCAGGAAUCGUGUCAUAUUACGUACAACGAUUUCAAUGAGCACUUUCUGAUAACUGCGUAACCAUUUGGGACGGUACCUAUCAUUUGGGACGGCACGAAAAGAUGUAUGCAUCACAUUGCUAACUGAUAUGCUUCAAUUCGGAAGAAAAUAACUAUGUUUGUUUCUGUAUGUUCA
Molecule: messenger RNA, 1317 nt
Organism: Physcomitrium patens
Lineage: Eukaryota; Viridiplantae; Streptophyta; Bryopsida; Funariales; Funariaceae
Product: small ribosomal subunit protein eS10z
Cellular component (GO): cytosolic small ribosomal subunit
Molecular function (GO): RNA binding; structural constituent of ribosome
Source: RefSeq, a predicted model, not a curated record